AUGGCUACGCCUACUGUUUAUCCCAACAGCCAUGUUGGUUUUGAUAGCAUCACCUCCCAGAUCGAGAAAAAGCUGUUGAAGAGAGGCUUCCAGUUUAAUGUCAUCUGCGUCGGUCAAACUGGCUUGGGCAAGUCGACUCUGAUCAACACCAUCUUCGCCUCCCACCUCAUCGACUCUAAGGGUCGUAUGCUUCCCGAUGAGCAGAUUCGGACUACUACCGAGAUCCACCCCGUGUCACACAUCAUCGAGGAGAAUGGUGUCCGUCUACGACUGAACAUCGUCGAUACACCAGGCUACGGCGACCUGGUCAACAACGACCGCUGCUGGGACCCUAUCGUCAAGUAUAUCAAGGAUCAGCACUCCGCGUAUCUGCGAAAGGAGCUCACAGCACAGCGAGAACGUUACAUUCAAGACACCCGUAUCCACUGCUGCCUUUUCUUCAUCCAGCCUUCGGGACACUCUCUCAAGCCUAUCGAUAUUGUCGUCUUGAAGAAGUUGUCAGACGUUGUCAAUGUCGUCCCCGUCAUUGCCAAGGCCGAUUCCUUGACCCUCGAGGAGAGACAGGCCUUCAAGGAACGCAUCAAGGAGGAAUUUGCCUUCCACAAUCUUAAGAUGUACCCGUACAAUAACGACGAACUUGACGAUGAGGAGCGCGCGAUCAACAACCAGAUCAACAGUCUUGUACCUUUCGCUGUUGUCGGCUCGGAGAAGUCCAUUAUUGUUAACGGCCAGCAAGUCCGUGGACGCCAAAACCGAUGGGGCGUGAUCAACGUCGAAGAUGAGACUCAUUGUGAAUUCGUCUAUCUCCGUAACUUCCUACUUCGGACACAUCUCCAGGAUCUCAUCGAAACUACGUCUCAGAUCCACUACGAGACUUUCCGUGCUAAGCAACUGUUAGCGCUAAAGGAAAGCAGUGCUCAGGGGCACGGAAGCAGACCCAUCAGCCCUGCUGCUGACCGAGAAAUGAGCAGGAGCUCUCAACGUAUGACUAUGAACGGCUACUAA
Messenger RNA from Xylaria bambusicola, 1005 nucleotides. Its product is annotated as Septin-type guanine nucleotide-binding (G) domain-containing protein. Gene Ontology annotation, cellular component: septin complex; septin ring; cell division site. NCBI's taxonomy places the organism in Eukaryota, Fungi, Ascomycota, Sordariomycetes, Xylariales, Xylariaceae. Gene Ontology annotation, molecular function: molecular adaptor activity; GTP binding; GTPase activity. The transcript is spliced from 3 exons. Bases 1 to 1005 code for a protein of 334 amino acids. The record is from RefSeq and is a predicted model, not a curated record. Gene Ontology annotation, biological process: cytoskeleton-dependent cytokinesis.